This is a messenger RNA of Canariomyces notabilis, 945 nucleotides long. RefSeq lists its product as uncharacterized. The transcript is spliced from 2 exons. The coding region runs from base 212 to 889 and encodes 225 amino acids. The record is from RefSeq and is a predicted model, not a curated record. NCBI's taxonomy places the organism in Eukaryota, Fungi, Ascomycota, Sordariomycetes, Sordariales, Chaetomiaceae.
CUUCACAACCUAAACAUCCUUGUGCUGCUUUCAGAUGCAUACACCUAUGUAUGUACAGUACAGUACUGUACAUACCUAUCAUCCCGUUGCCCUUGUCCAUCGCUCAUGCAUGCUCAACGGCGGACUGAUGCUCGUGUGAAAGAGAUGACUGGCUUGGCUUGCUCCGUCAGAGCCUCCUGAAGCAAAGCGAUACACUACCUACAGAGGGUGCAUGGGUUUGGCAAAGACCUGGAUGCGUUACGGCGUCUCAUUUGACCAUGGCUGCAGACGAAGGGCAUCAACCUGCCUCUGUCAUACGCUACACCACACGGCGACGGCAAGUAGCAGAUUCGUCGAUGGCAUGGCGGCACCCAAGAUUUUUCGAGGAUUAGCGGACAAGAGAUGCGGUGCAGCGCCAAUCCGACCACGAUGCGGAGGGCUUGCAGGGGUCUUGGGCUUGACACCGCUGGGACAAGGGUUCACCGGCAUCCAUGGUUGGGUGGAUGCGACCCUGAUUCCCGGUUUCCCACCGUGCCCCACGUUGGGACGUGGUCCGCAGCCGGGAGCUGUUGAUGAGGUUGAAUGCCGCUUAAUAAACUCCCUGGCUAAUCAGCGGCCUGGACAAGCCAUACAACGACGGGAGCUUGCUGGGCAGAAGAACACUCAUCAGAACACCUACCUAACUGAGGUUGAGACAAAUUUGAGUCCGGCAUUUUAUAUUGCACGCAGCACCAUGCUAUAUCACCGUUGCCACAGCCGCCACACCUGCCCACAAGGUUCUUGCUGCUCCGGGGAGAUCAGAGCAGCAAACCACCCAUUAAGCCCUCUGAGGCGCCCACUUAUGAUAUACGAGUUUGUGAGCAUACACUGCUCUACUAUGGCUAGAGUUGAGAGUUCCCAUGGAUGUUAGACUACCUAGCUAUGUACUGUACAACUUUCUUGGAGGAUUCGUACCAUACUGUAAUA